AUGCCUCCAAAUAACUUCUUUCAAUCAAGGGCGUUGGAUGAAGUAAGGAAAUUUCGAGAAGAGAAAGCCAAGAUUGCCUACGAUGUUAUACCCAGAUAUCGAAGACUUUUGAGGAUACAAGGUUCCAUCAAUAAGGAAGAAUUGCAUGAGUGGACAGAGAAAGCUCAGAAGGAAAUUUCCGAAAUCGAGGAUUGUCUUGGACAAAAGAUCGAUUUGACAACAUCAUUUGCAGAGUCAUCCAAGAAUGUUGUUCGGGAAUCAAAACUGGCAUUCGAGAAGGGACAGAUGAGUGAGAAAUGCAAUGUUGAAUUGGAUCUUAUAAAGAUCGAAGCCAAUAGAGCGAAGGAAUCAGAGAUAAAAAGUAUUUUAUCUACUUUGAUAGAAAUUUCUGGAAAAGAGUUGGUGAAAUCUAUUUUGGAUUCUCUAACAGAUUCUUCUGGACCCAAGACAUCCUCCCAAGACCUGCCGUAUGUUAUUGAUCCUGCAAUCAUUAAGGCAUGUGUGAAUUUUCUGGGAAUGGAUGGCAAAAUCAAGCCAACUGUCACUCACGUUAUCAAUGCAAUGGAGGCCACACAUCAACGAAUUCAAGAAUUAAAAAAGGAGGUCAAAUCAAAAGAAUUGGCUUCCACUACUUCCAAUUCAGACAUGAUAAAUGAGAUGAAAAGAAAGCGAGAAGAGCAGAGGAUCUCAUCGGUAAUUCAGGGCUCUCCUGGUUUGAGACGAAAUAUUUCGAAGCAUCCGGUUACUUCUUCCGGGAAAAUAAUACAACUUUCAUCCAACGAUAUUCCUCUAUGCAAAAGAUUGCCUGAAAAGAUAUCGUCCAUGAGAAGAUUGGAGGAAACGGUCUUGCUGCCUACUCAGAUUAUUGAAAGGCAAGAUGUUUCAUUACCCGGCAACAGCAAGAAUGAUGUGAAACUACCAUCAUCUAGUCGAACUCGGGACAAAAAGACACUCACAAUACAAGUUCCAGCUUACAAUCGAAAGACCUCGCCAUCGAAGGAAAUUUCCCCAUCAAAUUCUUCGGACUCUUCGCCAGCUUCUCAACAAGAUAUAGAUAUUCUAUUGAAGGAUUUAGAAAGUACUCGACUGACGAAUUCUCAUCUACACACAGAAACUGACGAUCUCACAUCAAAAUUGAAGAAUCUUGUGGUUUUAAAGGACAAUUUAGAGGAUACAUCAAACCAAUUAAAAUGUCAUUUAUUAUACAACGCCAACUACAACCAACAAAUAUCCGCCGCUGAUGUUAAAAUCUACUUUCAAGACAUUCAAAUUUAUGACGGAAUCAAAGAAAGAAGGUUGGUCAAGUUCAAAACUUUAUGUUACGGUAUUACCAUUGCGGACGACUUUCUUAAUAUGUCAUUCAAACCGCAUCUUCCAGUCAAGGAACAUAUUUUUCUUCUAUUCCAUAGUAUGCCAAGGAACUUUUCAUUCGAAAAUCAAUCCAUUUACGCCAAGGAACAAGCCCAAUAUCACGUCUUGUGGUUAUCGGGGCAGUUACAAUCGAUUGUGAAUGUCUGUUCAGAUCCUCAAACCAAUAGAUUCUUCACAUUUUGGUUGGAAAACAUUAUUAAUUUUUGUCCUCUGGUUGGAAUAGCUAGAGCAAGCUUAUUUCUAAUUAUUGCAAAUCUUACAAUGAGAACAGAUAACCUCAGUGAGGAUGGUCUAUGGUGGGUGCUACAUAACAUGGUAAUCUUGGGGAAGAUGGGAAAUCCAAUGAAUGAUUGGGAGGUUGUCGAAUAUAUUUGCUUCUUUUACUUCAUCUCCAAAGGACCUACCGAAAAUCCCAUGAUGAAGAUGAUCGCCAACAACCAGCCAGCAAGUUUCAGUCUUAUUCAAGAUUUGAGAGACAAGGCCUUCAUGGAUAUGAUUGGAUUCCUAUCACAUGAACCUGUUCAGAAGUUCAUUCGUCAACAAUCCAAGGAUUCGGUUUUUAUAUCCUCUCACAAGGAAAAUCGGAUUGCGAUAUUGAGAACCUGUGUUGGAAAUAAGAUAUCGGAGCCAUUUGAGUAUAUCUGGACCCGGGAGGAAAAAUUAGUGACUUUAUCAAUGGAUGGUUUUGUUAUGACGGCUGAGGAAAACUCGAAGGAUGGCAUGAUUUUGUACUACAAGGCGAAAGGAGAUUUCUCAAAGAAUUGGUUUCCCUAUAAGAUGGAAACAAAAGGUGAUGGAAUGGAGUAUUUCUCGUCAAAUCAUUUGAGGUGCAUACAAGAGGCAGUUGAAUUAUAUCAUAUCAAGUGUGGCUAUAAUUUUGGUCUGUCGAAUGAGACUAGGGAGACUUCGUGA
This is a messenger RNA of Botrytis cinerea B05.10, 2283 nucleotides long. RefSeq lists its product as hypothetical. The transcript has a single exon. Lineage: Eukaryota; Fungi; Ascomycota; Leotiomycetes; Helotiales; Sclerotiniaceae. The coding region runs from base 1 to 2283 and encodes 760 amino acids. The record is from RefSeq and is a predicted model, not a curated record.